AUGAGCGACGCUUCGUUGGUCUAUGUCCCGUCGGAGCAGCGGCGCCCGGUGCGCCGCCGGCUGCCCAGCUUCUUUCCCGACGCGGGCAACCGCGAUGUAUGGCGCAGGCUAGUAGGCUGGGAUGCCGUCGACAACGGGCUGCAGGCGGUGCGCUUUGUGCUGCUGCUCGUCGACGCGCACUAUCGCGUUGCGCCGCCCCGCACGCCGUGGGCCAAGGUCCGGCGCCCGUCGGUGUAUUUGCUCACACAGACGCUGUCGAAGGCUUCGCGCGUCGCCCUCGGCAAGUGGCUCAUGAUUGUCAGCGAAGGCGUCGCAAACGUGCGCCGCAUUGCGCUGAUGGUCGUCUGGGCCUUUUCCGGCGUGUCUCACCUGCUCCGGCGGAGCAAGGCGGAGGAGGAGGAGGCACCGACCGUGACGGAGCGCUUCGAGACGCUCGGCGAGGUGCUCGGCAACGUCGCCGAGACGUGCGACGUCGCCGCGUUCCUCUCUGGCUCCGGCCUUUUUUGGGGCGUGUUUGGCCUGCGGCGCGAGCCGCGGGGGUGGGUGCAGCGCCGCCGCCGCGGCAUCGAGCGCGUCGGGACGUACGUCGGGCUCCUCACGCUCGUCGUGCAUGUGUACGUCCUCGCGCGCCGCAACCAGGAGAUCGCCGAGGACAUGGGCGAGAGCGUUAAGACGAUGCAGAUGCAGCUCGAGCAGUACGACGCGGCGGUCCAGCACGACGCGGCUGCGCCGCCGAGCGUCAAGGAAACCGUCACGCAAGAGUACAAGGACUAUGUGCUGAACCGCCGACGCCUGCGGUGGCUCGGUAUCGAGCGCACCUGCCUGUACUGCGACGCGUCCUUUACGCUCUUUGAGGCGUGGGCGCCCGAUGCGGAGAAGGACCUGCUCGAGGCGUCCACCGGCCUGCUCGCCGCGGUGCUGCGCCUGCUGCGCCUGUGGAACGAGGCGCGCUUCGGGGCACUCGAUAUUUGA
This is a messenger RNA of Malassezia japonica, 972 nucleotides long. RefSeq lists its product as uncharacterized. The transcript has a single exon. NCBI's taxonomy places the organism in Eukaryota, Fungi, Basidiomycota, Malasseziomycetes, Malasseziales, Malasseziaceae. Bases 1 to 972 code for a protein of 323 amino acids. The record is from RefSeq and is a predicted model, not a curated record.